AUGAAGGCUGCAGAUCCUGGCUUCGAACAUUCUCGCUUGCCAUUUCUGCUGGCAAAAGGCCAAUCUGUCCAAGACUAUCUGGUGGCCCAUCAAGAUCGCAGCAAAAAUGCCCAUGCCAAGAGCAUCAGGGCUGCCUUCGUGUCAUGGUCCGAAGAUCUCCAUUCAGAUCAAGCUCAAUUCAUGGCAGAAAAGCUCAAGGCUGAGAAGGAGAGUUCCAAGAUUCGAUCCAACUUGAUCCGGCAGUUGGAGGAGAUACUUCAGGGCAAAGUUGACUGCCACCAACGUGCUUGGUCUGUGGUAGACAGUUUCCUGAAGACAACCAUGACGAUCUUUGGGGGGAAAAUUGGGGAAGCCGAAUCGACGCUGAUGCCAGAGGUUCGUUCAUGGGUCAGGUCGAUGACUCAGGAACUGGGACCGUCGCCGGAUGGGACUGCCGUUAUCCUCAUCAUCAACCUUCCUGGGAUGGGAAUCCUGGGGGCUUCUGCCAAAUCCUUUUUGCUUUCGUUUGUGACGAAUAUGUUGGCAGACUUUCCAGAAAACAGCGUCGCCCUCUUGGUUCAUUCGAACCGUGCCAGCCAGCAAGAGGGGAGGAAGGACCUCGGCAUGAAGGAGCGUGGGCUACGAAUUCGCCCUCUCACGUGGGUGUUUGACCCGGAUUCAAUCUAUGGCAAGCGCGAUGGAACGAUUCAGGGCUUGGCAAUGGUGCGGAAGGGUGCUCGAUCACUGUUUCACAACACAAAGGGGUGGAAGCAGGGAUGUGUCCAUGGCGUGAAAAUGGUCAGCCGCCAAGACAUGUUCAAACCAGACACACCCGGCCGAUCUUCGAGCUUUCCCCACCUGGGCCGUGCAUUCACUGAUGUGCAGGAGAUGAAACAAGCUGCUGCUGGCACAGACUUUGUUCGAAAAACCAUCGAAUCGUUUUUGCCAGCAACGGCAAAGUCAGUGGUUUUGGUGGAUGUGAUGGCCUACGAUGGCGCGCCUGCUCUUGCAGCUCUGGAAGAGCACAGUGAUGGGAGGCCAAUCGCAUGCGGGACCAUUGCCAUUGACAAUUCGGGCCAGGAGUUGUUGAACCGCAUUGCAAACACCACAUACGAAAGAUGCCGCAAUGGCAGCCUGACGUUGCCAGCGUUUCCAAAUUUCGAGCCCCACAUUCAGGCACUGAAGAACCAUGCCCCUGUUGCCGAGAACAAAACGUACAAAGUGACAUCCCAGGUACAUGAUCGCCUUGUCAUUUUGGAAGCUUUGGCUUCUAAGUGGCUUGGGGAGGAGUCUACAUCUGAUGAAGCCAAGGCUAUGAUCGAUGCCCAUAACAAAGAGUACAAUCCCACUGGUGACAUGCUGUCUGAAAGCAGGGCGGAUGAUUGCGAGGUGCAAGAACCUCCGGCCAAAAAGAUCAAGGUUGAGAAGUAUGAUGGGGAAGAUCUGAGCAAACUACCCAAGCAGAACCUGCUCUCAAUCAACAAUACCUGCGACUUGGUGGUUGGUGGGGAAGAGGGUGGUGACUUCCUGUACAUCGUGUCUCGUGGAACGAACCAGUUCUUCGACAAGCGGGAGCUGCCACCUGAAUGUGCUGAUGCUACAUCAGACCCUGACGGACGCUGGUUCUCUUUCUCGGUGACUGACCAGACAUUCGUGAUCAUGGAGAGCAAACAGUGUCCGGAACAUGUUCGGGGUAUUGAGAACAUGGACAAGCCAGCGACACUGGUUAGCAUCAUGUCGGACUUGGAGGAUCAUGGUGAGGUGAAGCUGGAAGUCAGCCAUCACCAAAAGGUGGAUGGUGGGUGGAAAACUACGAAGCCCAUUUGCUUUGUUCUAGAUGAACUACAAGCCGAGAAGAAGAAGCCCAAGAAGGCCAAGAAAGCCGGCGUCACAUCCAAAAACUUUGGUGCCUACAUCAACAUCUCCAAACUGAAGUCUGUGCCUUCGGUCGUGUUGGCAUGGAGAUGCAGGAGUCUCGCCUCAAACACAAAUGAUGUGUAUGUGCCACAACUCAGCAGUUAA
This is a messenger RNA of Cladocopium goreaui, 2001 nucleotides long. NCBI's taxonomy places the organism in Eukaryota, Dinophyceae, Suessiales, Symbiodiniaceae. The record is from the annotation of a GenBank genome assembly.